This is a messenger RNA of Hydractinia symbiolongicarpus, 1473 nucleotides long. RefSeq lists its product as uncharacterized. The transcript has 2 exons. The record is from RefSeq and is a predicted model, not a curated record. Bases 1 to 1473 code for a protein of 490 amino acids. Gene Ontology annotation, biological process: double-strand break repair via homologous recombination; telomere maintenance. Gene Ontology annotation, cellular component: nucleoplasm; nucleus; cytoplasm. NCBI's taxonomy places the organism in Eukaryota, Metazoa, Cnidaria, Hydrozoa, Anthoathecata, Hydractiniidae. Gene Ontology annotation, molecular function: nucleic acid binding; four-way junction helicase activity; 3'-5' DNA helicase activity.
AUGGCUCUAACGUAUAUUGAUAUUUUAAAGCGAAUAUCUUUCGCAUUAAAUAAUUACAUUUUUCAGUUUUGCCUGAAACCAAAGCAAGUCAUAUGUUUGGAAGCUUUGUUAAAGGGGAAUGAUGUGGUGGCAGUUCUGCCUACUGGAUUUGGAAAAUCAAUUAUUUUUCAUUUACUUGCUGAUCUCUUCCCAGUUAAAAAUGAAAAGAAUAUUGUUUUGGUCAUCAGCCCUUUAACUUCCAUUAUAAAUGAUCAGGUGAAAUACUUGAAUGGGAUUGGUUUUUCUGCUGCUGUAUUGAACUUGGAACAGAGGAAGUUUGAGGCAGAUGAGAGCUUGUUUGGAAGUAAUGAUGCAGUGGAAGACGACCAUGAUGGUACAAAUAUUACAAUUGAUUGUAAAAUUAUAAAAAAACUUUGGGGUGCUGAAUUUCGUAAAGAUUUUGGAAAAUUAUGCACACUGAAAGCUCUUUUUCCAAGCACACCCAUGAUUGCUUUGACAGCAACUGCACCCCCAAGCAAAAUAAAAAAUUUAAAAGAGAAACUAUGUUUCAGUCCUUAUUGUAAGGUUGUUGUUGCAAAUCCAAAUAGAAAAAAUAUAUUUUUAAAGAAAUUGCCAAGACGCGGAAACAACUUUGGCUUAAGAAGCUAUGACGAUAUUUUAGUUCCCAUUGCUAAAGAGUUAAAUAAAUUACGGGAUGAUUAUCCCAUGACAAUCAUUUACAUGAAGCUAAAAUAUUGUGGCUAUGCUUAUUCGUUAUUUCAGCAAACAGUAACUCCAAAUAACACAAAACUAUUUUGUCAAUUUCAUGCUCCUCAAACAUCUAGAAUGAAGAAAGAAAUCUUAGAUGAAAUUACAAAACAAGAUUCGUCUAUUAGAGUUGUGUUUGCAACCACAGCACUCGGGAUGGGUGUUAAUGCACCAAAGGUUACUGAAGUUAUCCACAUAACGCCUCCAGCCAAUAUUGAAUCUUACAUGCAAGAAAUUGGUAGAGCUGGAAGGCGUGGGCAAAACUCAACUGCAACAUUGUAUUACAAUAAUGCAGAUAUUGCUGUUAAUAAAAAUAAUGUUGACGAUAGCAUGAAGUGCUUCUGCAAAACAGAUCUGUGCUUAAGGAAAUUUAUUCUAAAUUUCUUUGGUUUUAAAAAAUAUGAACAAGAUAAUUGUUGUUCAAAUUGUACAAAGUCUAAUUUGCUGAUAAAAGAAACAACAUUACCUUGCCGUGAUUUAGUAUCAGAAGAUGCUUUUAAAUGCUUACAAACUGAGCUGAAAGAAAUUAUUGAAACUUGGAGACUUUCGCUAUUGACUACCCUUGAUCAAACUUAUGAACUUCCAUCUAUCAAUAAAAAUUUGGUUCAAACACUAUUGAGUAAACUUCCAUUUAUAAGAUCUAAAAAUGAUCUGUUAUUUGAAUAUGAUGUUUGGGAUGAUCAAUAUGCUACCACCAUAUACCUAUAUCUUCUAUACCUUGAAUAA